Messenger RNA from Agelaius phoeniceus (red-winged blackbird), 1038 nucleotides. RefSeq names its product B-box and SPRY domain containing (gene BSPRY). Lineage: Eukaryota; Metazoa; Chordata; Aves; Passeriformes; Icteridae. The record is from RefSeq and is a predicted model, not a curated record. Gene Ontology annotation, molecular function: protein binding.
AUGGCCCGGGCCGAGCGGCUGCGGAACAAGCUCGUGGAGCGCUGUGAGCGGAUCCAGCUGCAGAGCGCGGCCAUCGCCCGGCACGUGGACGAGGUGCUGCCUGCCAAAGACCAGGGCGUCCAGAGCGCGGCCAGCGCGGCGCGGGAGCUGGUGGUGCAGAGGCUGCUCCUGGUGGGGAAGGCCUGCGAGAACGAGGAGCAGCGGCUGCUGGAGAGGGUGCAUGCCGAGGAGGAGAGGGCACACCAGAGCAUCCUCACCCAGCAGGUGCACUGGACAGAGGCUCUGCACAAGCUGGGUGCCCUCCGCACCUACCUGGUGGACAUGAUCACCAACCUGGAUGACCAGGGCCUGCUGCGUGCAGAACAAGAGAUCUUCGAGAGGACAGAGCUGGCGGAGGGAAUCUUGGAGCCCCAGGAGUCCCUGAAGUUAAACUUUAAUCAGAGCUGUGUUCAGAGUCCACUGCUGCAUCGACUGUGGGCCUGUGCUGUGCUCUACUGCCUCACAGGCUCACAGGAGAUUCACAUCGAUGAGAAAACCCUGAGCCCUCACCUCAGCCUGUCAGAAGACAAGAGAACCCUGACCUUCAGCCCCAAGAAAGCAAAGGUGGACUCGGGCUGCCCCGAGCGCUUUGACCACUGGCCCAACGCUUUGGCCACUGCUCCUUUCCACUCGGGGGUGUGUGCCUGGAAGGUCAGCGUGGAGCAGAGCUGUGCCUACAAGCUGGGGGUGUGCUACAGCUCCGUGCCCAGGAAGGGCUCUGCCAACGAAGGCCGCCUGGGCUUCAACGCCGCCUCCUGGGUGUUCUCACGCUACGACAAAGAAUUCCGGUUCCUGCACGCGGGGCAGCCCCAGCCCGUGGAGCUGAUCAAGGCCCCGGCAGAGAUCGGGGUCCUGCUGGACUUUGCAGGGGGGGAGCUGCUCUUCUAUGACCCUGACUCCUGCACCAUCCUCUUCUCCCACCGCCAGGCCUUCCUGGAGCCCGUGUUCCCUGUCUUUGCCGUGGCACACCAGAGCAUCUCACUCGGCCCCCGUGUGUGA